Mesorhabditis belari is the source of this 1257-nucleotide messenger RNA. The record is from the annotation of a GenBank genome assembly. NCBI's taxonomy places the organism in Eukaryota, Metazoa, Nematoda, Chromadorea, Rhabditida, Rhabditidae.
AUGUCAACGUCGAUCGGAUCGCAAAGCAAAGAGCUCGUGAAUCCUGCUCUUCGUCAAAUCUAUGUCCCGAUGCCAACAUACACUCGAAUGGAAGGGUUCAUCGAGGAAGAAGAAAUAAGCGAAGAUCGAGAUCAAUCAACGCCGACACCGGGGAAAGAGUACACUCGUGUUUCCGCUGAGAAUCCGAAUAUCGUUGUCACGUCGAUGACGCCACAAGAAAAUGAUAUCUCGAUUGGUACGGUGUUGACGAGUGAUGGAGGCACUUUGUCCACAUUGCUCAAAGAUUUAGAUCCCACCAAUUCAGGAAGUGGAUCCGGUCUUCCCCUUUUAAUCCAACGAACAAUCGCCCUUCAAAUCAACAUCAUCAAAGAUGUGGGAAGUGGACGAUUUGGAGAGGUGAAACUUGGCCAAUGGCGGGGUGAGAAUGUAGCCGUGAAAAUCUUCUGUUCGAGGGAUGAAAGCUCGUGGGCAAGAGAAGUCGAGAUCUACAACACCAAUUGGCUACGUCACGCGAACAUUUUGCAGUAUAUUGCAAGCGAUAAAAAAGAUACGGGCCUUCAAAUGGAACUCUGGUUGAUCACUGAAUAUCAUCCGUUCGGAUCGUUGUACGAUUUCCUGGCUGAGAAUGUGAUCGAUACCCGAUUGGCCGUUCAAUUGCUUCGCUCGUUCGCAAACGGAAUGCAAUUCCUGCACUCCGAGAUUCCUGGACAAUUUAACAAGCCAGCAAUCGCGCAUCGUGACAUUAAAAGCAAGAAUGUUCUCGUGAAAGCCGAUAAGACUUGUGUGAUCGCUGAUUUGGGUUUAGCGGUUCGGUACGAGAAUGGGAUAUUGAACAUUCCCGAGAAUACCCGAUGCGGGACUACGCGUUACCUUGCCCCAGAGAUCCUGAUCGAAGAGAACAUCUUCAGAAGUUUUGAGCCAUUCAAGAUGGCCGACAUGUACUCUUUCGGUUUGGUGAUGUGGGAGAUUCUAAGUCGAACGAAAACCGAGAAUUUUGACGCCUCUCCAUUCGAAGAAUCGAUGCCUUAUUGGGAGCACGUGCCUCGCGAUCCGUCUUUUAUGGAAAUGAAAAAGGUGGUGGUAGACGAGGAAAAAAGGCCAGCACUCGACAAACGGUGGCGGCUUUCACAAGUGCAUCAAGACGUGUGGAAAGUGAUGGACGAGUGUUGGCGGCCGGUUCCCGGUCGUCGACUCACCGCGAUGAACGUGCGCCUUAAAUUGGAUCGCCUCGCACAAAAGUACAACUUCGAUUCGGUU